UAAAUUUGAAGUAUAACAGUAAUGCAACUAAUAAUCAUUUUGAGAAAUUUCAGUUGGAAAGGAAAAGCAUAUUAUUAUUGUACAUAUAUAGAUAUACAUACCUUAAUGUUUUCAGUAGUAACUUUAGGUUAAAGAAUUGUCUUAAUUAACCAGCCAGGCGUUAAUUACUGUUAAGAGAAACACAACACAAAAUCAUAAUAUGAUAUUUGGAUUGAUUUGAUUAAAGUUUACCAUAAGUGUGAAUUAAUGAGUUGUAAAGUCAAUUAGAAUAGUCUCCUUAUUGAUUUGAUUAAUGUUCUGUGAUGUGUGUGUCAUCAUCACCUAAAAUAGAUCAAGAACAUAAUUCAUGAAUCGAUUAGGAAAGAUAUGUAUAAUUAUCGUUCGAGAAAUUUGGGUUAGUAACGAAAGGUAUACAAUUCUUAACUUCCGGCUAAAGACUAUAUUGAUGUUGUAAUUAACACAUAUAAAUAGUUCCAUAAUUAAGAGCUCUGAGAAGUACAUAUAUAUUAUUACUAGAACGAAAAGGAAAAAAAAAAAAGAAAAACACAAUUAAAAUUUCCGAUGGAUUAUGAGAAAAGAAUCGUGAGUGACGUGAGGUUGCAGGCCGUGUUAGUGGGGUGUCUCUAUCCAAACUACCCGGAGCCUUACCAGCUCAAUGGUUGCAUUAAUGACGUAAAGAUGAUGAAGAAGAUGCUGAUUGGCCGAUUUGGGUUCGACCCGAAGGCGAUUAUGGUGUUGACGGACAAACCAGGGAGUAAGAAACUAAGAGCCACCGGUAAAAAUAUAAAGAUUCAACUCGGUAAUAUGAUUGCCAAAGCCCUACCAGGAGAUAGGCUCUUCUUCUUUUUUUCGGGUCAUGGGACUUCUUUCACUGAUAAACAUAAUCGGAAUCUAACACGGCAUGCCAUAGUGGCCUGCGACGACAAUAACAUUACUUGUAUGGACUUCAGGCAUUAUGUGAACCAUUUGCCCAAAAAUGCAACGCUGACUAUAAUAGCUGAUUCGUGCUUCAGUGGUGGACUUAUUGACCAAGAGCCUGUACAGGUUGGGCUGCUACCCUACUACAAUCCUAGGAUUAAUAAUGAAGACAGCAACUAUAAACCUAGGAAGCUCCCUUACGAAGCAUAUCUUGCACAGCUGUCGUCCAGGACAGGGCUAAACAGUCCGGACAUUGGAGUUCACCUGGUCCAGUUGUUCGAUUUGGAAGCCAGCAUCUUGUUCAGCCUGCCUCCAGAUGAGCAUCCAAAGCCGCUGAAAGCUGACCAGGGAAUUCUACUGAGCGGCGGUGAACCUAAUGAGAACACUGUUGACGAUCCUGAAGAUAGUAAUGGUCCUGCAGGUGGGGCUUUUACUAAAACUGUGGCAGCGAUUGUCAAUGCACACUCUGCACCUAUUACAAACAAGCAGUUGGUUAUCAGGGCCAGGGGUAUUUUGGGCAAUAGAAAGGAUCAUCCGCAACAUCCGUGUCUUUACUGUAGCAACAAAAACGCGGAUGCCGUAUUCCUUCGCAAAGCAUCCCAUGGUCAGGCUGAAAUUGGUCAAACAUCAGAAGAAGGUCAUGUGCUUGAGGAAUGAAUGAUCUAUGAACAAGUACUAUUUUUAUAUAUACCUAUAUAAUUAAUUACAAUAAAGGUUUCUCUUAUAGCUAGAACCACUCCUUUUUUUUAUUUCAUGUUAAAAUAAUUAAUUAAUUAAUUAAUAUUUCUCUAUAUAUUACCAUACUGGUUUGUAAUGGUCACUACUUACUAGUGAUCAAUUCUAUCUGUAAUUUCUUAUCAUCAAUAAAUUUACUCUUGUAAUAAUCCCAACUGUACUGAAAUAAUUAAAUGGACUUAUAUUUCUCU
Messenger RNA from Erythranthe guttata (spotted monkey flower), 1844 nucleotides. Its product is annotated as metacaspase-9. The record is from RefSeq and is a predicted model, not a curated record. Gene Ontology annotation, cellular component: cytoplasm. Gene Ontology annotation, biological process: proteolysis. Lineage: Eukaryota; Viridiplantae; Streptophyta; Magnoliopsida; Lamiales; Phrymaceae. Gene Ontology annotation, molecular function: cysteine-type endopeptidase activity.